AUGGGCCGCGCGGACGAUCCGGAUCAUGACCCGAACGAAGCACCGCGUCGUCGGAGCCGCGCGCGGCCGCGUCCUGCCGCUUCUGCUUCUGCUUCUUCCGCCUCGAGUGCCUACGUACCUACCGACGCCGCCGACACCAGCCGCAGUCGAGCGCCCCGUUCGUCGUCGUCGUCUAAGAUGAAGAUGGCGUCGCUCAUGGCGGUCGUCGACGAUCAAGAAGAGAGCGAGAAGGACGUGGCGCGGAAGCCGCACGGCGUCAGUGCACACAAGAGCAAGCGCGUCAAAGUCCAUGCGACGCGCGACGACUGGACAGCUCGUCACGAGCCUAUCAGCAUCCAGAGCCUCACGAGGAGCGACGACGGCGGGGGCGCGGGAGAGAGCAGUCCAGGCAGGACACGCUCGCUGUUUGACUAUUAUUUUCCACUGGCGAAGACCGACGGGGGGAGUGCACCUGGUAGCAGCAGUAGCAGCAAUUUGCAUGCUCGAGGACCGGGGACGCGGACAUUGAAGAGGAAGCGACGAGGUGGGCGACGGACGGAGGACUUUUUCGCAGCCACAGAGCUGGAUGGGCUGAAGUUUGGUGUGGAUGCAGGAAAGCUCGUGCCGCAGGGACUAGUGGAUCGGGUGGACGCUCAAUUGAGUCGUGCAGUGCUGGUGAAGGUGGUGGGCAACCACGUGACGAAUUGGUGCUACCGCUCGGGCUUUGCUUCGAGCUUUUUGCAGGAACUUACGACGCUCUUGGCAGCGUAUUAUCCGUGCACGUAUCCGACGCUACUGGAUGAAGUGCUGGCGGGAUUCUUGCUCAAGCGACCGGAAUUUAUUGACUUGCUGCUGCCCGCUAUGCUGGAGAAAAUGAGCAAAGUUGGCGGCUCAAUCUCGGCCAGCAAGUAUCCAGUUGCAGACGCUCUUGUGCGCAUUUGCAGCGUGAGCAUGGGGCCCGUGUGGAGACAUCGUCAUGAUCUGGUGUGUAGAUCGCUGUUGCGCUGUCUGUUGGAGCACAAUGCGGACAGGUUCGUCCUUAGUCCGUGGAUCGCAGCAUGCGCGAUCGAGUGUAGUGACAGCGUCUUGCACACCAUGUGGCGAGCACUGCUACGGAGCCACCUUGUUGCCGAGAACAUUGCGUUGCGAGAUGAAGAUGCCGUCGAGUGGCGGAUCCAAGAUCCUGCGCAGCAGCUUGUGGAACUACUGGCAGAAGAAGGCAAGCUGCGCGUGUGCCGGAUCACGUGCGGGUUUGUGAAGUUGCUCUUGGCCGACAACGGCUUGAAGGAGCUGCUCGUGGAGUCACGAUCGUAUCUCAUACGAGACUGUGUUGAGCGGGCUUUCAAGUAUGCCGGUACAGACUGGAGCUCUUCACUCAUGGCAGGGUGGUUAGAGCGACGCCGAAAGCUGCAACUGGAUGAAGCAGGCAAGGACGGGUCAUUUAAAGAGCUGGUGGACUUUUUAGUUUGCUCCACAAUGAAGUUGAGUGUGAAGAAGCCAGAAUGGUUUGUCAAACACGUUCUGAGCUUCGUCCUGUCCCCUCAAUGUCACGCAGCAGAGCAGGAACCGGCCUUGCGUGCGAUCCUUCGCGACUACACGCCCUUCGUCUUUGGCGGCGUAGACUCCCAGUGGCUUGAACAAACGAGCAAGCAUAGCGGUUCUAGUGGGUCACUCGCCACUCCUUGCGUGGCAACUAAAGACCUCGAUGCAGUGGGAAGCCAGUCAGUGCAGCUCGCGAGAAGCAAGAUGGAGCUCACUAUUGGUCUCUUAGUGUCAGUUGAUGCCCGCACGAGCGCAUUAUUCCUCGACAUUUGGUCUACAGCGUGGACGGAUAAACGGACAGCACUUUCUUGGGGGUACGUCCACGCGCUUCUGUGCGUGACCAUUCAAGACACCGCUGGGAGUCAAAGUGAACUUGGUCAGAAGCUGCAAAACUUGACGAUCCAAGUAUGUCAGUCUCAUUUCCGGCAUCUGAGUCGCGUUUUCGUCCAGGACGAUGCGCACGACGAUGUUGCCGUGAAGUUUUCGGAGGCGCUAAACUUGCUAUUCCCUUCGACGCAUCAUAUCGCGGAUGCUUUACUGCAGGAGGUUCUAGGAGCCUUUGCAAGUCUAGAAGGAACUUACGCACUUGAUGCGUCUACUAUCGUUGGCAAUGCCAUUUCCUUGUACCUUGGAAGCUGUGGUGACGGCGGCGCGAAUAUCAGUGUGAAGCGAAGCGCUGUAGUCAAGCCACUUGCGGAACAUGGCCGAUGUGCCGAUUCCUCCACCUCGCGCAACACAUCAGCCACGACGAUGCACCUACUGACGAUGUUGAAAACUCUGGCUUCGGCAACAAGUGAUGCAGGAGAAUUUGCCCGGCGGGUGUUAUCGAGCGGCCGUGUGGUGCGCUUGCUAGCAGCUCUGCUGAAUUUGGGUCGACGAAGGCAGAGACAGGAGACAAUUCUGGACGUUAUGAAUGCUGCGGUCAUGAGCGACACGCUAGCGAAAAGCAGUCGCGACUGGGCUCGCCUGAAUGUCACUCAGGAGAUUAUGCGCUGCGCGUAUAUGGGCCCAGCUACGUUGGCAACGAAGGCGAUCGCUGUAUUGCAGAAUCUCUUUCGCCGUUGCACGAGCGGCAUGCAAGCCUUGUUGUGGGCAGUCCUCCAGCAGUGUACGAAGCUUUGGUGUGGACGCGGUGAGGAUAUGAACGGCGACGAGGCCGACUUUUCGUCAGAUAAUUAUUAUGGGAGAGCAGACACGUUUGCGGAGCUCGUGAAAGCGGUGGUGAUCACGUUGCCGGUAUGCCUUGUGCGUGAUGUACUGCGUUAUAUGGAACAGAAGCUCGCUUCGUGCUCGUCAGGAAAGACACGGAUGAAUCUGUUUCUACUGCUGCUACUGAGGAAACUCGUUGUCUGUAAGCUUGGAUGUGGAAUGCUUCUACCAGCUAUGCAGCUAGCAGUUUGCCCGCUGGCACCCACGAGUCUGGACCCAAUUCGCUUGACCCAACUGCAGUUGAUAAAGGCAUUAUGCACCCGCUUGUUGGCCGUUCGUCAUCGUGCAAUGACGUCGGAGAACUCGAGUGUUGACGCUGACUGGAUGCGAUACGAGAAUCUCGUGUGCAAUGAGCGAUUGCAAUCCGAGUUGCGGUCAAUGGUGAAAGUGGCGCUACCAGCUACCGAUAGUGCUCCCUUCAAGGCGAAACGAAUUACAUGCAGUCGUGCGUCGGAAGUGCUAGCUCAGAACAUUUUGGCAUUUACUCGCCAGCUCAGGCAACCAGAGAGGCCAUUAGAUAACGACGGGCGUCGAAUGAUACGGAAAAAAAGCAGACUGAUAUGA
This is a messenger RNA of Hyaloperonospora brassicae, 3294 nucleotides long. Lineage: Eukaryota; Oomycota; Peronosporomycetes; Peronosporales; Peronosporaceae. The record is from the annotation of a GenBank genome assembly.